Molecule: messenger RNA, 3600 nt
Organism: Labeo rohita (rohu)
Lineage: Eukaryota; Metazoa; Chordata; Actinopteri; Cypriniformes; Cyprinidae
Product: multiple epidermal growth factor-like domains protein 9
Exons: 6
Coding region: 134-1846 (570 amino acids)
Biological process (GO): axon guidance
Cellular component (GO): basement membrane
Molecular function (GO): extracellular matrix structural constituent
Source: RefSeq, a predicted model, not a curated record
GCUGGAGUGAAACCGUGCAGUUCACAGCGCGAGUGGACAAGUGGAGACUAUUGGCUUCGGUAGUAAGAAAAACAUCUGUAUUAGUACUAAAGGAUACAGUUGAAACGUUUCACAUGGGGAGCUAAAGAACAAAAUGACGUGUAUGCGUUACACUAUGUUACUGUUCUCAGUUGUGGAGUUAUUGUUGUUUGGAUACACAGCUGGUUUGUCGCGUGCUGUACGCGAUGAGAACGCGUCUUCAGGCGCGAGACUCCCGCGUGCUGUGCUGGAUGAGACGUUGGAGACGACCACCAUCCCAAACCACUUACAGGAGGACGACAGGGACUCCAGGUUUUCACCUUUCACCCCCACAAUGACCAUCACAUCCAGGGACUUGAGGACCACUGGUACAGCUAACCAACUACAGCCCGUCUGGCUGACCACCACGGCUGCGCCUCUGACCAAAACAAUGGACCCAACCUCCAAACGCAGUAAAGUCAAAGAAAACUCCACAACACUACAGUACAAUAACAUUACAGUAAAACCUAAUUCUUCCAAUCCAUUAAGUGGCACAAAAAACACAACACCACCUGCACUGGAUACAGCAAACAGUUCAUGGACAGUGAAAAGCACCUCAAAGCCUCUAGUCGUGACCACUGAGAGAGGACUUCAGUGCAACUGUAGUGCUGAGGGUUCAGAGGACCAAGAUGUCUGUGACCCUGUCACAGGUCAGUGUGCAUGUCUACCUGGAUACACGGGUCACCGUUGUGAUGAAUGUGCCGAUGCGUAUUUCACCAACGGGACCAGCGGCUGCCAGGCCUGUGACUGUGACUCCUAUGGAGCCAUGAGUCGACUCUGCAAUAGUUCAGGCAUGUGCAUCUGCAAGAUUGGAGUGCAUGGGGACAAGUGUGAUGACUGCCGCCCAGGCUUCUCGCACUUCAGCAGCACGGGGUGCCAACCAUGCCAGUGCAGUAAUCAUAGCAGCUACUGCCACCCACAGUCAGGCAACUGCGUGAACUGCCAAGGCAACACCGAAGGACCCAGCUGUGAGAAGUGCAGGUAUAAUUUCUACCGAAGGCCCGUUUCCCCUGUGUCAGAGCCCUGCAUCCCCUGCCCCUGCUCCAGUGUCACCUCCACAGGCAGCUGUAAGCUCGACUCCAACGGCCAGCCUUUCUGUGUCCAGUGCAGGCCGGGGUACCAGGGUCCCAACUGUGAGCAGUGUAGUGAUGGCUACUACAACGCCGACAGCAUCUGCCUUCCCUGUAACUGCAGCGGGAAUGGAGACCCCCGCAUAUCCCCUCGGACCUGUCACCCGGACACGGGCCACUGUCUGAGCUGCAUCAACAACACUACGGGGCCGCACUGCGAACGCUGCGCAGAGGGCUUCAGAGGGGACGCGCUCGCCAGGAACUGCACUCCUACAGUCGCCCACACUACUCCUUCAACCACUACCCACUGGUUUCACUACACCACCAUGACCUCCAGUCCCAAUGCUACAGCACAAUUCACCACCUUCUCCACAACUUUGCUGAGCAGCCUGGGCAGCUCCACCCCGAACACCACCACCACCACCGUGACUCCUCUCCCGUGGAACCAGUUCAACAUCAUUAUCCUGGCCGUCAUCAUCAUAGUUGUCAUUGCUCUUUUGGCAGUGGUCGGUGGUGUGUACACUUACAGAGAAUACCAGAACCGCAAGCUGAACGCCCCGUUCUGGACCAUCGAGCUGAAGGAGGACAACAUUAGCUUCAGCAGCUAUCAUGACAGCAUUCCCAACGCAGACGUAUCAGGGCUUUUAGAAGACGAAGUUAGUGACAUGGGCAAUGGACAACUCGCUUUGACCGGUCCUGGUAGUUUGUAUAAGGUGUAACUGAUGUUCCCGCACAGAAACUGGGCCGCUGCGACAGCGCUGGCACGACGCUGGGCAGAUUGUGGACCUGUGGAUUUAUUUUUUAAUUUCAUGCUGAUGAACAAAAGACAAGUUUUUCCCAUCAGACUAAUGCAAACACUCACGUAAGCGCUCCAGAGCAAGAAGACAAAAACAUCUAACUGAAAAGCCAAGUUCCUGUCUUAUUGAAGGCCUUGGCCAACUCACAGCUGAACAUGUUGUUGUGCUUCAAAGAAAGAGAAAAGAGGCAGAGACUAAUUCACUAAUGUGUGACAGAAUACUAGACAGAGAAGCAUGUCUGAUUGAGUAUUAAUACAGCGACCAUGAGACAUGCAUGACAUUUCAUCACACAUGGAUUGAUCAGUCAACUGCAUCUGCUUAUUAACAUUAUUUGCACAUUUGCAUACUGGCAGUUACGUCCAUUCACACGUUCCCUUUGCUGUUUUAAAUGCACAGAGUGGACAUUAGUUUUCAACAAACUCAGGAUGGAUAUCAUUUUGGGAUUUGUGUGUGUGUGUGUGUGUGUGUGUGUGUGUGUGUGUGUGUGCGCAAACCACACCAUUUUUAGUGUCGCUUCUUUCAUGCUCUUACAUGUGCAGGACUUUAGGGGGCGCCGUUACACUGGACCUGGCAUAUGGAGCAGGCCUGUGUAUUAUGCAAUGGAAAUACAUAAUACUAAAUGGCAGAUGCUGAAUGACUUCUGCGUUUAUUUUUGCAGGCACUUUCCUGCCAAAGCAAAUUGCAAGAAGGGAUGAUUUGUUUUUAAUCAGGCCAAAGAGGAUCUGUGUGUCAGUCUCAGAUGGAGAGAGCCUGACUAAUUCUUGUCACAGUUUUACAGCGGUAAAGUGGAUUUAGAAGACUGUUUCAUGGUGUAUGGAAUUGUACUUUUUUUAUUUAUUUUUCAGGAAUUUUCUCCUUAAUCCACUCUUCCUUCGUGACUUAUCACCAGCCACCUGUGGAAAGGUGCCAGCCUUGAUGUGUGGACUUGACACAACUUGUCUCGCUGGGAGAGUUUAAGUUUUGGUUAAUUUAUUUGGACGAACCUCUCUCUCAGAUCGAUGGCUUAGGGUUUAUGCAUGAGUUGCAGAGGAGGGGAACAAAUAUGAUCAGAUGAGCAAUAAUCCCUGAUGGGUCUAACAGCUGAACUGGACAGUAAACAAUCACUGCCAUUUGUGUAGCACAGGCGAAAACAUGUUGAGCAAACGGUUCAUGAUGAGUAAGUACACGUUUGAAUGUGUGGGUGCUGAACAUGGUAAUCUAAUAUAUUAUUAUUAUUAUUGGAGUUGGAUGAAAGAGUACAAAAUGUCGUGUCAGUCAGUAAAAGGUGUAAAAAAAAAAAGGGUGUGUAUGAAUGAGUCUGUUCUUGAUAGGCGAUGGCCUGAACUUGAAAACAAGAGCAAUAGUUCCUCUGUGAUUGUAUGUCAAACGACUCUUGGGAUAUCUACUUUUAGCUCCCUCCCUAUUUCCACCAUUCCGAAGCUGUCUUUAUCCAAGGUGUGUUGGUACAAAACAAUGUAAAUAUUAGAUGUACAGAACGGUUGUCAUGAGGUGGCUGCUAUCGUAUUGGUACAUAUGGCGACGGGUCUUGUUUCUGUGACCAGCAUACUCGUGCGCAUACACAGAGACUGCUGGCGCAAUGGUGUCUUAAUCUCACGUAUGCAUUGUGCAGUAUGCAUGGUGCACUACAUUCACAACUAACUCUGUGAAAGAUUUCAAUAAAGUCAGUUUUCCAAUAA